Molecule: messenger RNA, 522 nt
Organism: Vidua macroura (Pin-tailed whydah)
Lineage: Eukaryota; Metazoa; Chordata; Aves; Passeriformes; Viduidae
Product: T-cell receptor-associated transmembrane adapter 1
Exons: 5
Coding region: 4-522 (172 amino acids)
Biological process (GO): positive regulation of T cell receptor signaling pathway; negative regulation of receptor recycling
Cellular component (GO): T cell receptor complex
Source: RefSeq, a predicted model, not a curated record
GGAAUGGACUGCCAUAUUUCUAUUUGGGGAGUUUUGGCCUUCCUGAGUUUGGCUCUGCUUGUUUCACUGACACUGAAUAUUGUACACUGUAUCAAAAAGAAGCAAGCUAAAAUGCAUAAAAACUAUGAAGAGAACAAUCCAAGCUAUGAUGGCUAUCACACAGAAGAUUAUCCAGUUUAUGGCAAUCUCAAUCAAGAUAUUUUAGAAGAAUGUUGUUACGAGCAGAUGAAGUCCCAGCCUCAAAGACCAGUUAACCAGCUACAGGUGGAAUCUGCCAAUCAGAUGUGCUAUGCCUCACUUGAUCACAGUGUCAAGAGAAAAUGCAGAAAACCAAGGAGAAAGAAAGAUCCUUCAUUAGAGGAAGAUGAAGAAAGAUCAUCUAACCCCAUGGUGGCUUCCAAAGUUAGCAUUUACCUCAAUAGUGAGCAGCUGGCUGCCGAAAACACGGCAGAAGUAGAAGCCAUUCAUGAUGAUCCCAUCAGAUUAAUGGGCUUGAUUCAUAAUACAAAAGGGGAGAACUGA